AUGACCGAAGAGGACACCGCCACCUCGCGCGCCUUAGGCGUGAACGAACUCCUCGAGAUGGUGCUCUCUCACCUCGACGUCGCCACCCUUAUGGACGCCCGCCGUGUCUGCAAGACCUGGCACGCCAUGGCCGAGUCCUCUGUCGCCCUCCAGCGGCGCCUCUUCCUCCAAGUCGCGCCCACCUACGACGGCCGCGACCUUUUCGAAUGCUGCAACUACAACCUCAUCUACACCACCCCCGACUGCUGCAGCAUCAAGCCCGGCCCCAUCUACACCGACGGCUACUUCAACUGCUUCUGGGAGGAGGCCAUCCACACCGAGUACUACGAAUACGACGUCACCUUCUUCCUCCGCAACACUAAGAAUCACGCCUUGCAUAGACCGUGGGGUGCGCAGGUGGAGGAGCCGAUAUGGUAUAGGAUGUUGCUGUUUCAGUACCCGUUCAAGCUUGGGAAGGUGAAGGUUAAGGUGGAGCUGUAUGAUCGGGACGUUGAGGAGUUGGAGGUGCCGAUUGAGGGUGAUAAGGCUGGGGUGAGGUUCAGGGAUGUUUGCGAGAGGGUUUUGGCGGUGGCGAGGCAGUGGGGGUUGGAGAGGGCGAUGGGGAGGGAGUAUAUUCAUGGAAGGGAGAGGUGGUAG
Molecule: messenger RNA, 636 nt
Organism: Fulvia fulva
Lineage: Eukaryota; Fungi; Ascomycota; Dothideomycetes; Mycosphaerellales; Mycosphaerellaceae
Exons: 1
Coding region: 1-636 (211 amino acids)
Molecular function (GO): protein binding
Source: RefSeq, a predicted model, not a curated record